Cloeon dipterum is the source of this 4404-nucleotide messenger RNA. Its product is annotated as mutS protein homolog 4-like. Gene Ontology annotation, biological process: reciprocal meiotic recombination; mismatch repair. Lineage: Eukaryota; Metazoa; Arthropoda; Insecta; Ephemeroptera; Baetidae. Gene Ontology annotation, molecular function: ATP-dependent DNA damage sensor activity; ATP binding; mismatched DNA binding. Gene Ontology annotation, cellular component: nucleus. The coding region runs from base 189 to 4292 and encodes 1367 amino acids. The transcript is spliced from 20 exons. The record is from RefSeq and is a predicted model, not a curated record.
AUUUUAAUGUUAACGUGACGUCACAUCAAGGCCCGAAGAUCCAACCUCUGGCAGCUGCGCGGGAAAUUUAAAGUUCUGAUGAGAGUGCUGGUGAUGGUAAGAUUAGUGAGCAGAGCAAUGCCGGCGACUAGCGGAAGGAGUGAAUCAAUCUCCGCAUGAUUUGGCAUAGAGCAAAGGAGAGGUGAACCAUGAACGCUGUGAGAAGUGAUCAAAUUUUCAGCAGGCACCAAGGCAAUGGAGGAAUUUCCCAGAGUCGGAAAGAUUGUCCUGUUAUUGCAAGACCCGCAAACUUCCGUUUGCGCAGUGAUUCCUCAGUUGGAGAAAAUUGGCUGAAAAAUGUCAAUUUCUCUGGGCCGAGCAGUCUCUCUUCCAUGAAGGCUCAUGUUGUUUCUGGCACAGCAGAAACGCUCUUUGACAGCGCAAGAAGCAGAAACGCUCUGAUCAAUUCUGUUAGCAAACCCACUCCUCGUUCAUGCAAUUCCACUCCUGGUAGAAACAGCAGUGUUGGCAGAAACACAACGCCGUCCAGGUCUCCUCGAACACCAAACACAGCCACAAAUGGGGGAAAUGAGACAAAGUGCAUCGUAGCUUUGACUGAGGGUCGAGGAAAAUGCAGGGGAGAAGUUGGAAUCGCGGCUAUUGACGUCUACAGGCCUCAUUUAGUUGUCAGUCAAAUCAGCGACUGCCAAACUUACCAGAAGACUAUGACCAAAAUUAGCAUUCUAAGUCCGGUGGAGAUUCUCCUACCGAACACAUUCUGUGAUGGAAGCACCAGUACAAAGCUCUUCAAUUGUGUCAAAGAUCAAUAUCCGACUAUAACAAUUACCACAGUUCAAAGGAGACACUUUAAUGACGUGCUAGGAAUGGAGCUGAUCAAAAAACUUUGCGUUCCAGAGCUUUCCAGCGUUGAAAUCCUAGUACAAAAUAGAUUUUAUGCACUCUCUGCUGCUGCUGCUUUGCUCAAGUACAUUGAGUUUCUGCAAAACAUCAUCUUUGCGCCAAAGUCGCUCAGUAUUCAGUACCAAGGCUCGCAAAAUACCACCCUCAUAGACAUUGAGACUGCGAAAAGACUUGAGUUGGUGUGUCCUAUGAGGCCAGCCGCAAAUUGGAAGCAGUGUUCCUUGCUGGGAAUUCUGAACAACACUGCUACAAUCGGCGGCUACCGUCUUCUUCGAGCUACCGUCUUGCAGCCCUCAUGUCUCCUUCAGGACAUCGUAGAGCGGCAGGAGUGCGUGCAGGAGUUGGUUGAGAAUCCUACGCUCUUCAGAGCAUUCCAGUGCAUUCUCCCAAAGUUUGCUGAUUGCGAGAGACUCUUGGCUUUGAGCAUGAUGGUUCCUACUUCUGCUCAUAAAUGCGAGAAAAGUGUUGAAUAUCAGCUCAACUAUGCACUCUUGCUAAAGAGUUGCCUGGAGAAUCUGCCUGCGCUCAGAGAAACGCUUGCAAAUGGAGAGCACCCCUUAUUUAUAUCCUUUCUGCAGAGAGUGCGAUCAAAAUCCCUUGAUAACAUCCAAGACUGCAUCAAGAGGCUGCUUCAUGAUGACGCAAAGAGUGUGAAAGGGUACAGUUCCUCCUGUAUCCAAAGGUGCUUUGCCAUCAAAAGUGAGUUGCACGUUCUCUUGGACCUGGCGCGCAAAAAAUACUGCGAGCUUGUGGAUGAGAUCACCUAUGUUGUUAAAAGCUACGCAGAAGAAUUUGGCCUGCCUCUAAAGGUUGGACACAAUGUCAUGAAAGGAUUCCACAUUCAAAUGGCAGUUGGUGGUGCAAACAAGAAGCUCCGCAAUUUUGAACUGCCUAAUAUCUUCAUCCAGGUAAACAAAACAAGGAGCACAUUUACUAUGACUACACAAGCCGUAGUCAACCUGGACAUGAGGAGCAAAGAAAUGCUAAAGGAAAUUCAAUCAAUGAGUGCCACUGUCCUUUCGGAACUUCUUGCUGAGGUGAGACAACACGCGGGUUGCUUGUACCAGAUGUGCGAAGCCAUCUCUCAGAUUGAUAUGAUUUGCGCCAUCACGGCCGCGAGUUCCCUGCCUGGAUUUGUCAAGCCAAAGUUUGGAGGAAAAAUUGCUGUAUGUGCUGGAAAGCAUCCCAUUCUGAACCACAUUGGCCAAAUGGAGCCCAUCCCAAAUGACAUUUUUUCCAGUGAGGAAAAUAAUUUCCACGUAGUGACUGGCCCUAACAUGGCUGGAAAGAGUAUUUACAUCCGUCAAGUGGCACUGCUGCAAAUCAUGGCUCAGAUUGGUUGUUUUGUACCUGCUGAAUCAGCUGAGUUCCGCAUAACCGACCGCAUUUUCUCCAGAAUUGGGUUUGAAGACAGCAUUGAGGGCAAUGCCUCGACAUUUGUUGUGGAGAUGAGAGAGAUGAACUUCAUUCUUCAACAGAUGACUCCAACCUCUUUGAUCAUCAUUGAUGAGCUGUGUCGAGGCACUAGCUCAGAAGAAGGCACGUCGAUUGCUUGGGCUCUAUGCGAGAACCUGCUGAGAAGCCCAGCUUUCACCUUCUUCACCACUCAUUUCUUGUACUUGACCAGACUACAAAACAUGUACUCCAAUGUUAAUAAUCUUUGCCUGGAGGCGAUUGAGAAGCCUUUAUUGAACAGAGGAAACAAUGCAGCUAAUGAUGAAGAGGGUGAGGAAAAGUGGAUCCGCUACACCCAUAAAAUGAUUCCUGGUGUCAUGCAAGUGGAGAAGUACGGAUUGCGGCUGGCAAAAUUAUCUCGCAUGCCAAAAGACGUCACUGAUGACGCUGAUACCAUUUUAUCCCACUUGAUCGCAGUCAGAAAGCCCUUGCCUUCAAUUGAGAAUGGAGAGCAAGCUUCCAUGCUGUACCAGACGUUCCGGUGCAUGCUGAAGGUGAUCGCCGAGAAGUACAUCGAUGACCCUGCAAGCGCCAAAUCCAAGAACCUGCUGCUGACCCACAAGUUUAAAGAGCAGCACCCAAACUGGAGAGAGGAGCUGAUGAUGCCAGGGACCCCACUGCCGACGCCCAGACACUUGGCAACCAAGUCAGCCAGGAUGAGAUUUAUCUCUCCUGUUAUCCAACAGCUGCAUGACGCACAAGAUGCACUUCCAGAAACACCUGUGGUCAUUCCUGACCCAACGCUUUGUGACGUUACUGAUGACAUCACAACUCCGCAGCUUGUUCCCGGAAGCAAAGAAACUCCUAAAGGCAUCCUGAAAAAUCCUAAGCCUCAAAAUCCAGAGAAGCAGACAUUCAAAACGCCAACGAAGCGGCGCGUCUCGUCUCCCCCAAAAUCUUCCUCCUCGUCUGUGGACACCUCUGCUCCUUCUACGCCAUGCAAGUCCUUGACCCCGCUUAAAAUGAAAAUGCGCAAGAUUGAAGAUUAUUUUGUCCGAGUUCAGAAAGAGAACCUUUUACCUCCAGAAAAUGCUGGCUCCAUGAGUGCAGAAUGCGACGAAUCUGAGAAAACGGCAGUAGUUGAGCCCCUGACAGUACCUGAUUGUGAGAGCAAUGCCGAUUUGCAAAUUCAAAUUGAAGAAAUCCAGAAUCAGGUUAUCCACCUCUCUCCUGAUCCUUCUGAGGAAAUACAGCUGUUUGCUGAGUCACAAACUCCAGUGAACCAGGAAGUAGAUGCUCUCUCUGAGCCCCCAGAGGAAUUGGAAGUGGUUGUUGAGCCAAAAACUCCUCCUCCUCCGCAGGAUAUUGAGGUAAAAACUCCUCCACCUCUGCUGCCUGCCUUGCAGAAAGAAGCUGAUAGUCUUGAUGCUCUCCUGAAGAGUGCCAUGAAGCGCAUUAACUUUGCAACUCCAUCGCCAGCGUCAAACACCGUCUCCAGUUUCAGCUUUGGUGCUGCCUCCUUCACGAUGCCAGGGGCUGCAGAGGUGCAACCUGAAAUCGCACCCCUCAAGGACACAUUAAAUGAAAAAGAAGGCGUGACUGAUCUGUUCUCCACUCCUGUUAGUCACAGAUUUGAACUGCAGCCGACGCCAGAAUUCAGUUGCACAAUGUCCUUCAAGGAAUUCAUGGCGCAGCGAGAAAAGCGGAAAAGACGCGGUACCCAGUCAUCCAGCCAAAUGACCAGAUCUCCAGACACGCAGAAAUUCAUGCAGGAAUUCCCUCCUAGCACUCCUCAGCUUAGAGAGGCAUCUCGGACGUUGGAUGAAACAUUAGAGCAGUUGCGAAGAGAAACUCCAUCAAGCGCGAAGAGGCUCUUUGUGGAGGGUGGCUGGGACCAGUCUCAGAAUGCAGAUUGUUUGGCUCUGGAGCUCCUCAUGCCUCCAGAGCCUAGUCCUGUGAUCACCAAAAAGCUGUCUAGUCACUUAUCUCAGCUGUGAGUCUCACGACGAUUGAGUGGUAAUGAUAUUUUAUUUCCAUGUUGACUGAAAAAACUGCACAAUUUAAUUUGAGAUUGUUACGAAUAAAUAACAAACAUUCAUGAAACGAAAA